Melozone crissalis (California towhee) is the source of this 425-nucleotide messenger RNA. RefSeq names its product TSR2 ribosome maturation factor (gene TSR2). Gene Ontology annotation, cellular component: nucleus. The coding region runs from base 1 to 336 and encodes 111 amino acids. NCBI's taxonomy places the organism in Eukaryota, Metazoa, Chordata, Aves, Passeriformes, Passerellidae. The record is from RefSeq and is a predicted model, not a curated record. Gene Ontology annotation, biological process: maturation of SSU-rRNA from tricistronic rRNA transcript (SSU-rRNA, 5.8S rRNA, LSU-rRNA). The transcript has 4 exons.
AUGGCGGCCCCCGGGGUGGAGGCGCGGGCGCUGUUCGCGGAGGGGGUUCGGGCCGUGCUGGGGGGGUGGGCGGCGCUGCAGCUGGCGGUGGCACAGGGCUUCGGGGGGCCGCAGGGUCCCGAAAAGGCUGCGUGGCUCAGCUCGGCGCUGCUCGAUUUUUUCACGCAGAACGCUGACCUGGAGCAGGAGGAGGUUGAAGAUUUCCUGGCCGAGGUGAUGGACAACGAGUUCGACACGGUGGUGGAGGACGGCAGCCUGCAGCAGGCCAUGGAGUGCGGGACGCCCCCGCCCCCCUCGGACGGCUGGACCGUGGUGCAGCGGCGGCGGCGGCGAUGAUGGGGGGAGGGGUGUCCUGUGUGUCCCCCCCCAGCUUGGGGGACACCCCUCCCCCACCCUGCUCCCCAAACUGGGGGGGAAUAAAGGCC